CUGAGUGACUUUUGUCUUCACCCUCGAGAGCAGAGCAACACUACCGCUUAGCUAAGCAAGGGUUUAACCAGCCUUCGCCGGAAAAAGCCGUGGGGUUACGGCAUUGACGACGACGAUGGCGGCGCCGGCGAGACUUCGGUUGCUGUUCGAGGAUCGCCACAUGCUGAGCAAGUCAAAGACGAAGGAAGGGCUUAAUCGUUGCUGGUUUCUCCUUAAACCCCAACACACCACCAUUUCCGAUCUCACCUCCAAUCUCCUUGACGCGUUCCGCCUCCACCGCACCUGUCCCGGCGGAAUCAUCCUCUCUAUGGAUGGUUUCGUUUUACCUUCGUUUGAAUCAACUUGUAUUUUGAAGGAUAAUGACAUUGUCUGGGUGAAAAGAAAAGGAAGCGUGUCGACUGAUGAUAAACCUGCGUUGUUGCCGCCUUUGUCAUGCGGGCGUCAGUCUAUUGACCUUCCGAAGCUUCUCUCGAUUGAGGGGGUUCAGGAGGAGACCCCGGAGCAUCUCAGGAUCGAGCAAGAGGAGACCAGAGGAGAUGAAACAGCGUCUGGAGAAGAUGAGGAUGAGCAAAUUGGUAGCGGUGUGGUUUGUGUGGAGUCUAAAUUAGAUGGGAGUGCAAUAUCAAAGAAAAGGAAAGUGUCAAAGAAGCUCAAGAGCCCUAGGUUUGAGGGGCUUCAAGAGGAGGCCGGAUUGCAUGUAACCACGUCCCGGGAAGAUGAUGGUGACCAAUUUGGUAGUGGUGCAGUUUGUGUGGAAUCUAAAUCAGAUCGGAGUGCAAUAUCUAAGAAAAGGAAAGCGUCAAAGAAGCUCAAGAGCCCUAGUCAGAAGAAGAUUAAGAUGUCUACUACCGAUAACUUGGCACUCAUUACUGAGGUCCAUAAAGAUGAAAGUGGAAGGUUUAAAGGCCAUAUUCAUCAACAAUCGAGUGUUGCCGAGAAGGACAACAAGUCAUCCAAUGACCAAAGUGAACCAACAAAUGAUAAAACAAGGUUUCUUCAGCCUCAAGAUGAAAGUGAAACUAAAAAGGUGCCUAGCAGAAGUGCUCGACGGAAGAAAGCUAAGAGAAGAUGGUUGAGGGAGCUUAAGUUAGCAAAGGAAAAGCUCAAUACAAGUCCAGUGCUUGAAAAAGACGAACAAUUACCAAUCAAAGAUAAUAAUUGCAAAGUUUCCGAUGUAAAUCAACAAUCUAGUGAAGAAAGUGAAGAAGAGGAUGAUGUUAUUCCUGUGGAAAUUAGACCAGGGCACAUUCGGUUUCAGCCCCUUAGAAAAGAUCAGGAAGUGCCACAGAAUCAGUUUCCAGUGGAAACAUUUUGCUGGAAUGGCAUUACCAGCAAGAAGAAAGGCCAGAAAUGGGGUAAAGAAAGGAUCUCAUCCUGGAAACAGGAUGACCAUGAAAAUUCCAGUCAAGAGUGGCGUGCUGCUCAGAAGGCUGAAAGAGAACACUUAUCCAAUCCAGUUGAUUUUGAAAAGCUUACACCUUAUACAAGCUUGCCUAAGGAAGGUGAUGUAAUUGCGUAUCGCCUAAUUGAAUUAUCAUCAUCUUGGACUCCUGAGCUCUCCUCCUUCAGAGUUGGGAAAAUAUCACAAUAUGAUGCUAAAUCAAACAGGAUUUGUCUCGAGCCAGUUUCAGAAUUUCCAUUUGUUUUGGAGGAAAAAACAGACCAGGAGACAUCAUCUGGACAGCCUGAUCCACCCCUCUAUCAGGAAGAUGGUUCUUUAGAGGUAGAGUAUACAUCCCUUGCUGAUGUUAGAAUGGUCAAGCAUGCCAACUCUAAUUCCGCAACUGCAGUUGCUUCUACUGAUGCUUUGGUCAAUCCACCAAAAGCAACUAACGGCAGCACUGAUGAAAAACCUGCUAAAGAAAAUGGUGGAGUAAGCGUCUGGGAUGAAAUUAACGAGGCAUUAAAUGCAAAGAAGGCCAAGCUUUCUCAGGAGAAUGGCUGGACCAAAGAAGAGACCACAGGCACACGGUCAUGGUCCUACAGGGCCAUGAGAGGCAGUGCGCUGGGUCCCACAAUGGCACGUUUAAGGUCACAGAAUCAACUUUAAGAAGCAAAUCUACCCUUGGGCUGUAUAUAUCUAUUUUGUGACACUUUUCCCCAGAUUACAUGUUUUAUGGUACAUAUGAACAAAUUACCAACAUUACCAUCUGCAAUGCAUGCUUCAUGUCCUCAUUUCAGUAUAGAAAUGGGCAAAUAUUUUGGGGAAAAUCUUUUGAAUGUUAUUAGGGGCGGUCCUCCUGAAAACCAAGCAGAAAAUUGAAUCAACUGCUGGAGACAUGAUGUUCCGCAUCGUAAGUGCCAAAACAGAGCUAUGAUUAUCGACAAAAAUGCUAGCUUUAACAGAACUUAUUGAUGUGGUUUGAAUUGGUAUUGUAUGUACACAGUAAUAGCUGACUGUGGCCAUAGGCACAUAAACCAUGCGGUUUGAAUGGAGUCAUUCAUGGUUCUGAAGCUUCAUUUUGUUUAUUAAUGGAAGCAGUUACUAAUGAUGGAUGAUUUAACA
Molecule: messenger RNA, 2506 nt
Organism: Lotus japonicus
Lineage: Eukaryota; Viridiplantae; Streptophyta; Magnoliopsida; Fabales; Fabaceae
Product: coilin
Exons: 13
Coding region: 116-2050 (644 amino acids)
Biological process (GO): spliceosomal snRNP assembly
Cellular component (GO): Cajal body
Molecular function (GO): U1 snRNA binding; U2 snRNA binding
Source: RefSeq, a predicted model, not a curated record